CAGUUCCUGAUUCUUCUCCUCAGCACAACCUGCAGAACCUGUUCCAGCAAUGGGGGAAUCUUACAUCAUAUGUAUAGACUUUGGAACAACAUACAGUGGAUAUGCUUUCAGUUUGACAUCCAGAGAAGAAGAAGUAGACCCCCAUGUGAAGUUUUGGGGUGAAGAAGUUGGACUAAAAACCCCAAAGACUCCAACCUGCAUCCUGUUUGAUGAACAUCAACAGUUUGUCAGCUUUGGAUAUGCAGCCAGACAGACCUAUUUAAGAAACUCAGGCAAAGAAUCCAGAGCAAAGUUCUUCUUUGAUCGUUUUAAGAUGUCACUCUAUGGCAAAAAAGUCACCACAGAUAUGAUAAUCAAAGCAGCCAAUGGGAGGGAAAUGAAGGCUCUGACAGUUUUUAAAGAAGCUUUAAGGUUCCUGAAGGAAGACGCUCUGAAAACCAUUCAGCAAAAUACUGAAGGAAGGAACUUCACAGCCUCUGACUUCACCUGGGUGCUGACUGUUCCUGCCAUCUGGGAUCAUUCAGCCAAACAGUUCAUGAGAGAAGCUGCAACUCAGGCAGGAAUUGUAACAGAUGGAACUGAAAACAAUCUGGUGCUUGCUCUGGAACCAGAAGCAGCUUUAGUUUACUGUAAGAAACUACCAUCUGAGGGUUUCAUAGCAGAAAACCGAGGUGAAAGCAAACUGGACCAAUCUCCAGGAACUCAGUAUAUCGUUGUUAAUUGUGGAGGUAUGACAUUUUCAAUGGUGGCUGUUUUAAAUGAAUAUGAAUAUUUUAAAAAAAUAGUUAUAGUGGGAUGCACAGUGGCCAGGAUUUUCUCUCUGCAAGGUAACAGUGCCAACAACUGCAUCACCACUGUUAGAAUUUUAGCUGUU
Molecule: messenger RNA, 874 nt
Organism: Poecilia latipinna (sailfin molly)
Lineage: Eukaryota; Metazoa; Chordata; Actinopteri; Cyprinodontiformes; Poeciliidae
Product: heat shock 70 kDa protein 12A-like
Exons: 3
Source: RefSeq, a predicted model, not a curated record